Messenger RNA from Linum tenue, 2074 nucleotides. The record is from the annotation of a GenBank genome assembly. Lineage: Eukaryota; Viridiplantae; Streptophyta; Magnoliopsida; Malpighiales; Linaceae.
GGGCGGUUCGGUUAAUGUACCAUAGAAAGGAAACGCGAUAUAUGGCGGCGAAAUUUGGCGCUCAGGAGCAAUUUUUAGGUGCCGAAAAGUCUUUAUUUCAAGUUUGGGGUUUACAUCCACACCCAUAUCACUCUUUUCAUUUCUUGCCUUCAUUGAUCCUCAGUCUCACCUCCUCGCCGCGGCAAAUAUACCAUCUCCGGCCGAGGGAGCUAUGUCGACAAUGGCGGAAGACGGGUUCGCUUCUCACAAGAGAGACCCUGUCAAGUCAUCAGUUGGUGGCGUGGCUUCGCAGAAGAGGCGGCAGCAUGCUGUUGCAGUUCGGAAAGAACGAAGAGAGUCCCUGGUCAGGGCAAAGCGCCUGUGCAGAGUUGGGUCUAGCGGUGAUGAUGCAGAUACUCCCCUAAACAAUGCGAUGAUGGUUGAUGAAGAAGAAUCAGUUUUGGAUGCUCAAGCUGCUGCUGCUGUGGAGGAAUUGAAGUCUGCUGUUGCUAAUCAGGGUAAAGGAGCAAUGCAGAAGGUAGUUGGCGCCCUUCGUGAACUAAGGCGUGUUCUAUCUCGGACUGAAUUCCCCCCUAUUGAAGCUGCUCUUGAAGCUGGUGCAAUGCCCUUACUUGUCCACUGUCUUGCGUUUGGUUCUCCAGAUGAACAGUUGCUUGAGGCGGCUUGGUGCCUAACAAAUAUUGCAGCGGGGAAACCAGAAGAAACAAAGGCAUUGGUGCCUGCACUACCAUUGCUUAUUGCUCAUCUUGGAGAAAAGAGUUCCUCGCCUGUUGCUGAGCAGUGUGCAUGGGCACUGGGAAAUGUUGCUGGCGAAGGAGAGGAGUUACGUAAUGUUUUGCUAUCCCAAGGAGUCUUAUUACCUCUUGCAAGAAUGAUGCUGCCCAGCAAAGGUUCAACUGUGCGAACAGCUGCUUGGGCACUAUCAAACCUGAUCAAGGGACCUGAUCCUAAGGCAGCAACAAAUCUUAUUAGAGUUGACGGAAUAUUGGAUGCCAUUACUCGCCACUUGAGGAAAGCGGAUGAGGAGUUGGCAACUGAAGUAGCAUGGAUAACUGUAUAUCUCUCAGCUCUGUCAAAUCUUGCUACUGCCAUGCUAGUAAAGUCCAAUGUCCACGAAUUGCUCUUGCAUAGGCUCGCGACAUCAACUAGCUUACAAUUGCUUAUACCGUUGCUAAGGAGUCUUGGUAACCUAGUGGCCGGAGAUUCUCAAACAACUUCUGCCAUUUUUAUGCCUGGACAGGAGAUUACAGGCAAGUGUGAUAAUAAAUAUAAUAUAAUCGGAGUCCUAACUAAAUGUCUGAAGAGUGAGCAUAGAGUCCUGAAGAAGGAAGCUGCUUGGGUGCUGUCCAAUGUGGCAGCAGGUUCCGUAGAACACAAGCAACUGAUAUACAAGAGUGAAGCUGUAAUACCGCUGUUACUGCACCUCCUUUCAACAGCGGCAUUUGAUGUACGAAAAGAAGUGGCUUACACAAUAGGCAACCUCUGUGUAGCUGCAGCAAGCGAACAAGAUAGUGGGAGGCUAAGCCUGAUUCUGGACCACUUGGUCUUCCUCGUUGAAAAAGGCUGUCUUCCUGGUUUUAUUGACUUGAUUCGAUCCGCUGAUACUGAAGCUGCAAAGCUAGGACUUCAGUUCAUGGAGAUGGUUCUGAGAGGAAUGCCGAAUGGCGAAGGACCGAAGCUUGUUGAAAGGGAAGAUGGGAUUGAAGCCAUGGAGAGGUUUCAGUUUCACGAGAACGAGGACUUGAGGAAUAUGGCUAACGGUUUGGUGGACAGAUAUUUUGGCGAGGACUAUGGUCUCGACCGAUAGUGGCCACCUGAAUGUUGCGUAUAUUAACAGGGACAUCUCUUUGGACGCUAUAUUUCUAUCCAGCCAAUGUAAAUUCAAAUUGUCAAAUCCAAUGUACGAGUGGGGCUGGCCUAUCAAUCUUUUCCUUUGAUAUUUUGGGUCAGCGGUAAGGAAUCGGAAAAUUAUUACCUUGAAGUCUAUGUAGGUUGCAUAAACCUUAAUUGGUCUUUGUAUGGGUUGAGAUCUGAGAUUAAAAAACUUCUUAUUAAAAUUACUUUUCUAAAUGGA